Biomphalaria glabrata is the source of this 2744-nucleotide messenger RNA. RefSeq lists its product as uncharacterized. Bases 183 to 1133 code for a protein of 316 amino acids. The record is from RefSeq and is a predicted model, not a curated record. The transcript is spliced from 3 exons. NCBI's taxonomy places the organism in Eukaryota, Metazoa, Mollusca, Gastropoda, Planorbidae.
GUGGCGAAAAGUCCACUCAUUUAGUCCUAUUUCCUAGAAUUGAUACUGUAUAGAGCCAGUAUGUCAGCUGAAAAUCGCUAUCUGAAGUCCUCCUUAUAAAUGUUUUUUUUAAAGAAAACAAAUAUUUAUUUUCAAGCGUGUUCUAUUAUCUAGUCUAGUUCUACUUUUCUAAAACUAUCAUAAUGCUGAAAGAAGAUUAUGGAUUUGGAAAGUGCAAAAAAUAUCCUGACCAUGGAGACUAUUUUCAAGUCACGAAAUUUAAAAUCACAGAUCUUCCUCCACCAUUUAGAAAUCAAGCAACUUAUGACUUAACUAUGGGACUGGCAUCAUUGACAGUGAAGAUAUUUAUCAAGCAAUUAAAAACAACUGUAGUAGGAAGUGGAUUUAUUAAGUUUGUAGAUAUCCACCCUGUUCUGAAAACAUGCCCUUGCCAGAUUUGCAAAGAUUCUUUAACGCCUGUGAAAGUGUAUUGGAAAGUUAUCAUCAGCACAGCAGAUCAUUUGUUUAGUGAUGAAAAGCACAUCAAGAUGACACAGGCUGUUGUAAAUUAUGAUGAUAUAUUUUUAAAAGAUAAUGUUUAUCAUUUACACGGACUUAGUGUCAGGGAUCGAUGGCCUGAGAGAGAUGCAUGUUUAUUAGAGUUUUGUUCCCAUGAUGAAGACCUUGUUAAACAUUUUGAGAAUGCUAUUUCAAAUCUUCAAACAUUACAAGAAAAAUUAACUGAACAAUAUAAUGAAAUUAAAAAUAAAGAAGAUUUAGUAAUUAUUGUUUCUCACCCUCAUGGGGGACCGAAACAAAUCAGUUUAGGAUCAAGAGUAUCAUCAAAGCAAUUAGAGAGUCAACAAUGGUUGAAACAUACAAAUGUUGAGAAAGAGUCUCAGCUAAUCAAUGUUGAGGUGGAAGUGCAGUAUCCUGAUGGAGAAAUCUCUAAAAAAUUUAUCUGGCAAUUGGAUGAUGUUGUAAAAGAGACUAAAGCAUGGCUACUUCACGAAGGAGGCUUUCAUGAAGGUGUUAAGAAUUGGCAACUGUAUCUAAAGUACGGUGCUGGACAAUUAAAAAUGAUGGAGGAUAAUGUGGUGAUUCGACAUUAUCUGUCAGACCUUAUCCAGUGUGAUUACAUCAUUAUUAAAUAAUUGAAAUUAGAUUACUUUUAUUAUCUAAUUAAAACCCAUAAGAAAUACUUUGAUAUAGCAUUUUGUCUUCCUACUUUUAAACCAUGUACAUUGACAAUCACACUUAUUUCUCCUACAUUACUAAAAAAAAAAGUAUAAAUUUUGCAUCUUUAGGAAGGUGACUGGGCUAUAGGGGAAAGGUAAUGUUGCUCUUUACUUUUGUAUUGUACAUGAGGCUAAAAGAUACAUAAAUGUAAGUUAAUUAUGUGCCAAACAGAAUCAUAUAUAAAGUAUAUAAUGACUUUAAUCUUGAUACAACAAGUAAUAAUAUGUCAAAUAGAUCUUUGUUUACAUUACUCCAUUUCUAAAAUCCUCUCUCUCAUUCUUUCAACAAGCAUUCGCACCAUAGUGUGAAUGUGGAAUGGUACGAAUGCGUGUUGAAAGAAUGAGAGAGAGGAUUUUAGAAAUGGAGUAAUGUAAACAAAGAUCUAUUUGACAUAUUAUUACUUGUUGUAUCAAGAUUAAAGUCCUCAUUAUAUACUUUAUAUACGAGUCUGUUUGAAAUUCAAAAUUCCAAUUUUCACAGAAAUUUGAGCCUGAGACUCCCCCCAGUUUGGAAGCUAAGUAUGCCACCAAUGCCCUCAAACCCAUGUAGUAAAAUAAUAAAUAUGGUCUGAAUACUUUUAAAUUUUGCUGUUUUUUUUUUUAAUUGAAUGUAAUAGUGUGUAUUGUAUUUAAUGUUUCUUUUCCCAAUGUAAGUUUUCUAUUUCAAAGCUGUGAUACUGUAUGCAUUUAUCAUUGAAACAGUUUGCAGAUAAAUAAAUGUUAAACCAACUAACUUAACCAUUAUUAGGUAACUUGAAAUAACAUUAUGAUAACUGGUCUUGUUUAAAUAUUUUAUGAGUCUAUGGUUUCUUUUUGUUGCAAAGUGACUACAGAUCAUCUAAUAGAAUGAAAGCCUAGGUAUUAGCUAUGGUUGGAACACUUUUGACCUCACAGCAAUUACAGUUUGGGAUCUGCAGCAUUGCAGGCUCUCCCUGGGUGUGUGCUGCAAGCUGCUUAAGGGUCACCAGCUCCUGAAUUUUCCUCAGGGGUUGACUUCUGAAGCCUUUUCCAUCUUUGGGUAUAGCCAGAGGUUUGGAUUCAGAGUUUCUCUUCUCCUAGAUGGGUGUCAAGGCCAACUAGCUCCUCCUGCCUGAAAAUUAGAUUACAUCAUCUGUAACUAAUAUAUUGGAAUAGUACGAAUUUAGCUCUCUACUACCUUUAACAUGUUCCCAAAGGUAUAACAUCUUGAGUCAUUCAGUUCAAUCCUGGCUCAAGCACUCAGUGACAAGAAAAGGUGUAAAGGAAAGUAACUGGUUCAUAAACUUAGGAAAUGCUUUGAAAGUCAACCCUGAGGAUAGAUCAGGAGCUGGUGACCAUAAGACAGCUUGCAGCACAAAGUUCUACGUGCUAAUAAUUAUGUUUAAAUCAACUAUUAUUAUUAUUGUUAUUAUAAAUUAUUAUUCAUGAUGUGUUCUUACGCUUUGAUUUAAGGAAAUGUUAACUUCUGAUGGUUAAUAUUUUUGUAUGGUAUUAAAAAAUAUAUCUUAGAAAAAAACGGAAAAAUGAAUAAAAGUAUUCUGAAUAUAA